AACAACAUGGAGGCGGAGUGAAGCUGAACCAACACUAACACACUUCAACCCGAGCAGGACCGGUUCGGCCCCGAAGCUGUCUGGUGUCCUUCCAGCAGUUCAUUAGAUGUCCACCCCCUCAGACACAGCAGGUGGUAUGUCCCAUCCUGGUCCUUCUCCGGGCCCCGGCCUGUCCCCAGGAUCCCCAGGACCCAUCUUGGGCCCCAGCCCGGGACCAGACCCUUCCCCAGGCUCUGUCCACAGCAUGAUGGGACCCAGUCCUGGACCUGGAACACCCAAUGCCCCCCAUGGCAUGCAGGGCCAGGGCGAAUACUCUCAGGACGGCAUGUAUCCUAUGCACAAGCCCAUGGACGGGAUGAGUGAGAAGACGAUGCCAGACGCGAUGCACUUUGGUCAGAUGAAAGGAGUGGGGAUGAGAUCUCUGCACAGUGGGAUGGGGCCUCCACAGAGCCCCAUGGACCAGCACAGCCAAGGAUACAUGUCUCCCCAUCCAUCGCCCAUGGGUGUCCAUGAGCAUUCUUCCAGCCCCAUGUCGGGAGGAGGAGGAAGUGGUGGUCCCACACCCCCCCAUAUCCCCCCCUCCCAGUCCGGCCCCAUGAUGCCCAUGGACCCCCAGGGAGGCAUGCCCAGUAUGUCCCCCAUGGGCCAGCAGGCGCGAGGACCUUCUGCUUUCAACCCGGUCCAGCUGCAGCAGCUCCGAGCUCAGAUCCUGGCCUACAAGAUCCUGGGCCGAGGGCAACCGCUGCCUGAGAACCUCCAGCUGGCUGUUCAGGGCAAGAGGAGCUUACCCAUAAUGCCACAGCAGCAGCAACAGCAGCAACAGCAGCAACCGCCACCGAGUGCGAGUCCGUACAACAGGCCUCCAGGAAUGGCCAUGGCUCCUUUGGGCGGACCCCAGCUGAGUCCCUGUCCGACCCCGACCAUGCAAGGACACAAUCAGAGCUUAGGACCCAAGCCUUGGUCUGAUGGUGAUAAUCAAGCCAAUGCCCAGAAGCACCUUACCCCUGGUUCCAGUGGACGCCCGUCCCCGGCUCCGGCUCAGGCUGUUGCCGUGCCGACUGGGCCGAUGGCAGGCGGGUCAGUGGCCCCUCAGCCUCCCGGGCAGCAGCCGUCCCCCAUGGUCCAGAUGCAGCAGAAGCAGAACCGGAUCACGCCGAUCCAGAAGCCCCAAGGUUUGGACCCAGUGGGAAUCCUUCAGGAGAGGGAGUACAGAUUACAGGCUCGGAUUGCUCAUCGGAUCCAGGAGCUGGAGAGUCUGCCAGGCUCGCUGCCUCCGGACCUGAGGAACAAAGCCACCGUGGAGCUCAAAGCUCUGCGCCUGCUCAACUUUCAGCGACAGCUGAGGCAGGAUGUGGUGGCGUGCAUGAGGCGAGACACCACCCUGGAGACCGCCCUCAACUCGAAGGCGUACAGACGCAGCAAGAGGCAGACGCUGAGGGAGGCUCGCAUGACCGAGAAGCUGGAGAAGCAGCAGAAGCUCGAGCAGGAGAAGAAGCGCAGGCAGAAGCAUCAGGAAUAUCUCAACAGUAUCCUUCAGCAUGCCAAGGACUUCAAGGAGUACCACCGCUCCGUGACCGCUAAGGUCCAGAAAGCCACCAGGGCCGUCAUGAACUGGCACACCAACACCGAGCGGGAGCAGAAGAAGGAGACGGAGAGAAUCGAGAAGGAGAGGAUGAGGAGGCUCAUGGCAGAAGAUGAGGAAGGCUACAGAAAACUCAUCGACCAGAAGAAAGACAAGCGUCUGGCCUACUUGCUGCAGCAGACGGAUGAAUACGUGGCCAACCUCACCACGCUGGUGUAUGAACACAAAGCUGCCCAGGCCGCCAAGGACAAGAAGAAGAAGAAGAAGAAGCCGAAGAAGAAGGUGGAUGGAGAUGGUGAAGGCACCAGCGCCAUUGGACCUGAUGGAGAGCCCAUGGACGAGAGCAGCCAGAUGAGUGAGCUGCCCGUCAAGGUGAUUCAGACGGAGACGGGGAAAGUUCUGCAGGGAACCGACGCUCCCAAGUCCAGUCAGCUGGAGGCCUGGCUGGAGAUGAACCCUGGGUAUGAAGUCGCCCCGCGGUCAGACAGCGAGGAGAGCGAGUCCGAGUUCGAGGAGGAGGAGGAAGAGGAGGGAACUAAGGCAGAACCAGAGGAGCAGAAGAUAAUCGAUCCCCAUGGAAACGUGGUGACUGUGAAAGUUGCCAAGCACAUCAUUGAGUCUGCCAAGCAGGAUGUGGAUGAUGAGUACAGUGUUCCCACCGGACAGACCAGCACCCAGUCCUACUACGGGGUGGCCCACGCUGUCAUCGAGAGGGUGGAGAAGCAGUCGUCGCUGCUGAUCAACGGGUUGCUCAAGCACUACCAGGUCCAGGGCCUGGAGUGGAUGGUUUCCCUAUACAACAACAAUCUCAACGGCAUCCUGGCUGACGAGAUGGGCCUCGGCAAAACCAUCCAAACCAUCGCCCUCAUCACGUACCUGAUGGAGAACAAGAGGAUCAACGGGCCCUUCCUCAUCAUCGUCCCUCUCUCGACUUUGUCUAAUUGGAUCUAUGAACUUGACAAGUGGUCACCGUCUGUCGUGAAAAUUGCUUACAAGGGCACCCCCGGCCUGCGGCGUGGGCUCGUUCCUCAGCUGCGCAGCGGGAAAUUCAACGUCCUGUUGACCACCUAUGAAUACAUCAUUAAGGACAAGCAGAUACUGGCCAAGAUCCGUUGGAAGUACAUGAUCGUGGACGAGGGUCACCGCAUGAAGAACCACCACUGCAAGCUGACCCAGGUGCUGAACACCCACUACGUGGCGCCCCGACGGCUCCUCCUCACCGGGACGCCGCUGCAGAACAAGCUGCCCGAGCUGUGGGCCUUACUCAACUUCCUCCUGCCGACCAUCUUCAAGAGCUGCAGCACCUUCGAGCAGUGGUUCAACGCCCCGUUCGCCAUGACCGGGGAGAGGGUCGACCUCAACGAGGAGGAGACCAUCCUGAUCAUUCGCCGCCUGCACAAGGUGCUCCGCCCCUUCCUGCUGCGCAGACUGAAGAAGGAGGUGGAGUCACAGCUGCCAGAGAAGGUGGAGUACGUCAUCAAAUGUGACAUGUCGGCCAUCCAGAAGGUUCUGUAUCGCCACAUGCAGAAAGGCAUCCUCCUCACAGACGGCUCGGAGAAAGACAAGAAGGGUAAAGGUGGAGCGAAGACCCUGAUGAACACCAUCAUGCAGCUGAAGAAGAUCUGCAAUCAUCCGUACAUGUUCCCGCACAUUGAGGAGUCUUUUGCUGAGCACAUGGGUUAUCCAAACGGAAUCAUCAGCGGGCCGGAUCUGUACCGAGCGUCCGGGAAGUUCGAGCUCCUGGAUCGCAUCCUUCCGAAGCUUCACGCCACCAACCAUCGAGUCCUGCUCUUCUGCCAGAUGACCACGCUCAUGACCAUCAUGGAGGACUACCUCAGCUUCCGCAACUUCCAGUAUUUACGUCUCGAUGGAGCCACCAAGGCCGAUGAUCGGGCUCUGCUGCUGAAGAAGUUCAAUGAGGAAGGAUCCCAGUACUUCAUCUUCCUGCUCAGCACCAGAGCCGGCGGCCUCGGCCUCAACCUGCAGGCCGCGGACACGGUCAUCAUCUUCGACAGCGACUGGAAUCCUCACCAGGACCUCCAGGCUCAGGACCGGGCCCACCGCAUCGGGCAGCAGAACGAGGUGCGCGUGCUCCGCCUCUGCACCGUCAACAGCGUGGAGGAGCAGAUCCUCGCCGCCGCCAAGUACAAGCUGAACGUGGAUCAGAAGGUGAUCCAGGCCGGCAUGUUCGACCAGAAGUCCUCCAGCCACGAGCGCCGCGCCUUCCUCCAGACCAUCCUGGAGCGCGAGGAGCAGAACGAGGAGGAAGACGAGGUGCCUGAUGACGAGACCCUGAACCAGAUGAUCGCCCGCUUGGAGGAUGAGUUUGAGCUCUUCAUGCGCUUUGACAUGGAUCGGCGCCGGGAGGACGCUCGCAACCCGAACCGUAAGCCGCGCCUGAUGGAGGAGGACGAGCUGCCGUCGUGGAUCAUCAAGGACGACGCCGAGGUGGAGCGGCUCACGUACAACGACGACGACGACCGGCCGUUCGGUCGAGGGUCGCGUGGCCGUCGGGAUGUGGACUACAGCGACGCGCUGACCGAGAAGCAGUGGCUGCGGGCCGUGGAGGACGGGAACCUGGAGGAGAUGGAGGAGGAGAUCCGGCUGAAGAAGCGCAAACGCAAGCGGCGCCCGGAGAAGGAGUCGUCGAGCCGAGACGAGGGAAGCAGCAAAGCCAAGAAGAAACGUGGACGUCCCCCGGCGGAGAAGCACUCCUCCAACCCCCCCAAGCUCACCAAGCAGAUGAACACCAUCAUCGACACGGUCAUCAACUACAGAGACGGGGCAGGAAGACAACUGAGCGAGGUCUUUGUCCAGCUGCCGUCCAGGAAGGAGCUGCCGGAAUAUUACGAGCUGAUCAGAAAACCUGUGGACUUCAAAAAGAUCAAGGAACGUGUGAGAAGUAGCAAAUACAGAGGGAUCGGAGACCUGGAGAAGGACGUGAUGCUGCUCUGUCACAACGCACAGACCUUCAACCUGGAGGGGUCACAGAUAUACGAAGACUCCAUCGUGCUUCAGUCUGUUUUCAAGAGCGCCAAGCAGAAGAUCGCCAAAGACGCGGAGAGCGACGAGGACAGCGAAGAGGACGAGGAAGACGAGGAUGAGUCCGAGGCCGAGGCCAAGUCGGUGCGGGUUAAGAUCAAGCUGAGCAAGGAGGGGCGGAGCCACGACAAAGGCAAGAAGAGGCCGAGCCGGGGGAAGGCCAAGCCGGUGGUCAGCGACGACGACAGCGACGACGACCAGGACGAGAAUGAUCAGUCGGACAAGAGCAAGAGCGACGACGAGUGAGACGAGGACCUGAGGAUGUUGUUUGCAGCACUUAGAAAAAAACAAAAGGACAAUAUCUUCCAUCGCUGUCGCUCCCGUGCAACUUCUCUUUUUUUAUUUGACUCCAUUUGUCUAUUUGUAUUUUGUGACUCUGUCCCCUUUGUCCCACCAGCUUGGAAAUGUAUUACUAUCAAUAAGCUAAAGCAAUACCGAUUCGCUUAUAUUCCUGUUUUUAAGACAGUUUUUUAGUAUAUAUUUUUUAACUCGGCGCUUUGACUAAGAUUUCAAUUCUGUACGGAAAAAGAAAAAAAAAAGAAAAGUUAGUUAGUUAUGCUUCACGCUCUUUUGCUUCAUUUGUACUCGCUUGCUUUGCACUUUUAGAAGAUUCAAUCUUAAAAUUCCAAGUUUUAAAAAACUGUAAUAAAAAAGAAAAAUAUGUUUGUGAAGCCGAGGGCGUCGCCGUGGAGACGCUGCUGAUCGAGUUACAAUCAACUUUUUAUCUGUUUCUGUUUCACCUUGUGCCAAAUUUGGAAACGUAGAAAAAAAAACGAUCGUCAGACGGAAGAUUGUUUGAUCGACGCUGUAACCUAGCAACCGUUACUGAGCCGGAAAAAGCCAGUUCAGCUUCAACAUGUAAAGUUUAGUCGUGUUUUCAGAAACUGAAUCUGUGAAUCAACAGAGAAAUAAUCAGAGAAGCAAAGAUUCCAGCUUCUCACUUUAGAAGACUUCCUGUUUGUCUUUCACAUAAAACUUUAGGUCAAAUAUUAUAAAACGUCAUUAAAGACAAAGUGUCCUCGGUACAAAGUUAAUCAUCUGAUCAUUAGUUUAAGGAGUUAUGUUUCAUAAGCUCCAUUCACGACGGUACAGCUCAUUUGUAAAGUUUUAAUUGUCGUAUCUUUAGAAGUUUAAACAUCGUGUUUGAAAAACCAGAACAGAAAAUCUGUCUGAAGAUGAUUUAAAUCUUUAAUCGUUCCUUCAUUACAAGAUAAAGUUGCUCAACACGUGAAUAAGACUCGGAUCAAAUCCAGACUUAUUACAUGAGAUGUGUAUUUUUACGUGUUUAGUGAGAUAUGAAAUGAUUAUUUAAAACCCUUGUUCAAGAUUCCCGUUAAAACAAAUCUUUAAUGAAAUUAUUUGAAUCUGCUGUAACUAACAACAUGAGUUUCCAGUUAAUCUGCAGAUUCUUUCCUGGAUCAAAUCAGUUUAUCGUUAUUGAAUCGAAUGUAAUGAAAUUCUGAAUGAAAAGAAGAUUUUCACUUUGUCCUGAUGAACGAUCGAGAGGAAAUCUUCUGAUAUCUGAAGCUGGAACCUGAGAAAUAUGGGAAUAUUUCUCUAUUUUUGCUUAAACAAGAACCACGAUAAAUUGUUCAUUAAAAGCCAAAAGCUUUUUAACAUGUUUCAUUUAGAAACCUGUGACCUCAAGUGACAGAUCCUCGUCAGACGAGUCCUCACAUUUCACGUGUUUUUCCUUCCAAUGUUUUCAAGCUGUUGUGAAUCGGAGCAGAAGUUCUGAACUUUGUCGAUUUUCUUGAACAGAAAAGUGUGUUUGUGUUUGUUUGUUUUUAUUAGUGAGAAUUUGGCCACAGAGCGACGUCUGAUCAUUGGCUGCAGAUUCAGUUUUCAGUUUUCUGUAAGAAAUAAAAACUCUGGAUCCCGGCGCCAGGCGUCAGAAUUCCUGUUACAUCACUUCCUGUUGGUUUUAAAGUGUCAGGCUGUUGCUGCAGAUGAUUUAAAAACUAUAGAAAAACAGUGUUAAAGUAUAAAAAAAAUAUCUGAUUUGAGUGACUUUGAAUUUCCUGGUAUAUUUCACAAUGUAUUGAUUUCUACCUUUGCGUGGAUGUGGUUGUGUUUCCAUUUUCUGGGUUGUAGCAUGAUCUCCUUCCUGCCCUGUACAUGCAGAUAGUCUCACUUUGGUCCGUGUGCUCGCCGACUCUCUGUAAGUGUGACUUGAUCUUUGCUUUCUUUGCACAGUGUCUUUGUGGUUGUAUAUCGAAGCCCGGGGCAAAUAAAAUCUCACCGAUUUUCAGCACAAGAAAAAAACAA
This is a messenger RNA of Limanda limanda (common dab), 6892 nucleotides long. It is a transcript of the gene smarca2, whose product is annotated as SWI/SNF related, matrix associated, actin dependent regulator of chromatin, subfamily a, member 2. Lineage: Eukaryota; Metazoa; Chordata; Actinopteri; Pleuronectiformes; Pleuronectidae. Gene Ontology annotation, molecular function: ATP binding; DNA binding; histone binding. Gene Ontology annotation, biological process: positive regulation of transcription by RNA polymerase II. The record is from RefSeq and is a predicted model, not a curated record. Gene Ontology annotation, cellular component: nucleus.